AUUAGAUUGUCACUGCUGGAAAGUGUGUGGUUAUUUUGAAUGUGACUAAGUACAAACUAAUGCUUGCCUCUUUUUAAAUCCCUUUAGGAAAAAUAGAAAUGAAGGUACAUAUGCACACAAAAUUUUGCCUCAUUUGUUUGCUGACAUUUAUUUUUCAUCAUUGCAACCACUGCCAUGAGCCACAUGACCAUGGUCCUGAGGAGCACCACAGACACCAUCAUGGACUGACCGAAUCGGAGGCGAGCAAAUUCUCAGAGCUGGAUGCUGCCAAAAAUGAGAAAAAUUAUUACAUUGAAAAACUUUUUGACCGUUACGGUGAAAAUGGAAGAUUAUCCUUUUUUGGUCUGGAGAAACUUUUAACAAACUUGGGCCUCGGAGAAAUAAAAGUAGUUGAGAUUAAUCAUGAGGAUCUUGGCCAUGAUCAUGUUUCUCACUUAGAUAUUUUGGCAGUUCAAGAGGGAAAGCAUUUUCACUCACAUAACCACCAGCAUUCCCAUAAGCAUUUAAAUUCAGAAAACCAAACUGUGACCAGUGUAUCAACAAAAAGAUACCGUAAGUGUGACCCAGAGAAAGAGACAGUUGAAGUGUCUGUCAAAUCUGAUGAUAAACAUACGCGCGACCGUAAUCAUCGGUUAUGUCAUCACCAUUGUUUGCGUCAUCACCUCGAUCAUAACACUACCCACCAUUUUUCUAAUGAUUCCAUUACUCACAGUGAGCGUGGGGAGACUAGCCAUGAGCCUUCAACAGAGACCAAUAAAACACAGGAACAUUCUGAAAGUAAGCCACCCAAAGGAAAGAGGAAGAGAAAAGGGAAGAAUGACGAAAAUUCAGAGGUCAUUACACCAGGUUUUCCCCCUAACCGUGAUCAGGGUGAACAAUACGAGCAUAAUCGGGUCCAUAAACCUGAUCGUGUACAUAACCCAGGUCAUUCUCAUGGACAUCUUCCAGAACAUAAUGGUCAUGAUCCUGGUCAUGGGCACCAAGAUCCUGAUCCUGAUAAUGAAGGUGAACUUCGACACACUAGAAAGCGAGAAGCGCCACAUGUUAAAAAAAGUGCAAUUUAUUCAGCUGCUAGUCACAAAGAUCAUAAUGAAGAUGACCGUCAACAUGAGUGUUUGAACGUCACUCAGUUGUUAAAAUACUAUGGUCAUGGUGCCAACUCUCCAAUCUCCGCUGAUCUAUUCACAUACCUUUGCCCUGCAUUGUUAUAUCAGAUUGACAGCAGACUUUGUAUUGAACAUUUUGACAAACUUUUAGUUGAAGAUUUAAGUAAGGAUAAAAAUACAGUUCCUGAAGAUAAGGCAAAUGUAGGGGCAUCGGCAUGGAUUUGUGGUAUCAUUUCUGUCACUGUCAUUAGCCUGCUUUCCUUGCUUGGUGUGAUCUUGGUUCCCAUCAUUAACCAAGGAUGCUUCAAAUUCCUUCUCACAUUCCUUGUGGCUCUGGCUGUAGGAACAAUGAGUGGAGAUGCCCUUCUUCAUCUACUGCCCCAUUCUCAGGGUGGACAUGAUCACAGUCACCAACAUGCACACACGCAUGGGCACGGCCAUGGCCAUUCGCAUGGACACGAGCCCAAGAAGUUUCUGGAAGAAUAUGAUGCUGUACUGAAAGGACUUGUCGCUCUAGGAGGCAUUUACUUGUUAUUUAUCAUUGAACACUGCCUUAGAAUGUUUAAGCACUACAAACAGCAAAGAGGGAAACAGAAGUGGUUUAUGAAGCAGAACACAGAAGAAUCGAGUAUCGGAAGGAAGCUUUCAGACCACAAGAUAAAUAACACUCCAGACGCCGACUGGCUGCAGCUCAAGCCUCUUGCAGGAACGGAUGACUCGGUUGUUUCUGAAGAUCGCCUUAAUGAAACGGAACUGACAGAUUUAGAAGGCCAACAAGAAUCCCCUCCCAAAAAUUACCUUUGUGUAGAAGAGGAGAAAAUCAUGGACCACUCUCACAGUGAUGGGUUCCACACCAUUGAUGAGCAUGCUCUCCAUGCUGCUACACCCAACCACCACGACGAGAGUAAGACUGUGCUGAGGAAACACAGUCAUCAGUGGCACCACAAACAUUCUCAUCAUUCACACGGCCCCUGCCACUCUGGGUCGGACCUGAAGGAAACGGGAAUAGCUAACAUAGCCUGGAUGGUGAUCAUGGGGGACGGCAUCCACAACUUCAGCGACGGCUUAGCCAUUGGAGCGGCUUUCAGCGCUGGGCUGACAGGAGGCAUCAGCACGUCCAUCGCUGUCUUCUGCCAUGAGCUGCCACAUGAGUUAGGUGACUUUGCAGUCCUUCUGAAAGCAGGCAUGACUGUGAAGCAGGCGAUUGUGUACAACCUCCUCUCGGCCAUGAUGGCUUACAUCGGCAUGUUCAUCGGCACUGCGGUGGGGCAGUACGCCAACAACAUCACCCUCUGGAUCUUCGCCGUCACUGCCGGCAUGUUCCUCUACGUAGCCUUGGUGGACAUGCUUCCGGAAAUGUUGCAUGGUGACGGCGACAACGAAGAACAUGGCUUUUGCCCCGUGGGGCAGUUCGUGCUGCAGAACUUGGGGCUGCUGUUCGGAUUUGCCAUCAUGCUGGUGAUCGCCCUCUAUGAAGACAAAAUUGUGUUUGACUUCCAGUUCUGACCAUUCCGGCGACCACUGUUGAUUACAGGAAGGCUACCGUGCAGCUUGGCACCUGUCCUUGUACCGUGUGUGCGUUGCUCCAAGAGAGGUCACUGGCUUGCACCGCUUACACGUUCCGAGAUUCGAGCUGACUCGAGACUGGUGCUCUGUACUGUUCUCCCUGCGCAGAGGGGUCUUUUUAAAACAUGUAAAGCUUGUGAUAUAGAAAGGAGAAAAUGGGACUCCAUGAAACAACGUUGGUAUAGGAUUAAGACUUCCACAAAAAUAAUCAUAUAAAACACUAAAGUAGUCUCUUUAUUAGUAGAAACUUCUGUGGCUAUGCAGAAAUAGAAAUUGAACCAAAAAAAAUCACUUAAACUUUAAAAUAUUUUAAAUGGACUUUGAACAGACUUUUCUUUGUGCUAAAAAUGACUUGUAGUGUCCUUUAAUUCAGCUACAUACAUACAUGUGGUAACAGGGAUCAACUUGACUUUGAGAUUGCAUACGUAGAUUCUAGGGCCCAGAGGAGAGCUCAGGCCACAGUAGGGUGUGGAUUUAGCAUUGGGAAAAGUCCUUAUUCUUGAAUCUAGAGUUACUAUUUUUGUAUAUAUUUACAUAGUGUUUAAACUCCCAGCCUAAACUA
This is a messenger RNA of Myotis brandtii (Brandt's bat), 3234 nucleotides long. It is a transcript of the gene SLC39A10, whose product is annotated as solute carrier family 39 (zinc transporter), member 10. The record is from RefSeq and is a predicted model, not a curated record. Gene Ontology annotation, biological process: intracellular zinc ion homeostasis; zinc ion import across plasma membrane; positive regulation of B cell receptor signaling pathway. The coding region runs from base 99 to 2612 and encodes 837 amino acids. The transcript has 9 exons. Gene Ontology annotation, molecular function: zinc ion transmembrane transporter activity. NCBI's taxonomy places the organism in Eukaryota, Metazoa, Chordata, Mammalia, Chiroptera, Vespertilionidae. Gene Ontology annotation, cellular component: membrane.